AUUCCCCGUCAAAAUUCCACCCAAAAGCUGACCGUCAGUAUCACAAUGUACCUCUCAACCCUCAUCCUCCUCCCUCUCGCUUACGCACAAGAAGCACGCAUGCUCCGCUUCGCGUGCUCCCAACUCGUAGUCGAGCGAGUAGACCCCCUCGUUUCCCCAGGCAUCAUUGGAAGUCCCCACGUGCACCAGAUCGUGGGGGGGAAUGCCUUCAAUGCCACCAUGGAACCGGUCGUCUACGAUUUGCCGACGGAGAGGACGUGUACGAGUUGUACCUUCAGUGAGGAUUUCAGUAAUUAUUGGACGGCGGUGCUUUAUUAUCAGGCGAGGAAUGGGACGUUUAGGAGGGUGCCGCAGAUGACGAAUGGGAAUCUGGUGCAGAGGGGGGGGAUUACGGUUUAUUAUAUUGCGCCUUAUGAUGGGGUUAGUGGGGUUACUGCUUUUAGUCCGGUAUGUAUGAUUACUUGCUUAUGGAUUGGGCUUGUUGGAUCUGUCUUGGGUCCAAGGGGGAUGGCGACUGACCAUCGCACAUUGGUACAUUCUCAAGAGCCACCUACUUUUUCAAUAGAGCAAGAACACUCACCAGCUCGAAUUCCUAACUCACGUCACAGGGCUUCCGAAUGCUAGCAGGAAACCCCACACUGCGCACCACAUCAGGCGAAUCGCGAGGAAUCUGCCAUCGCUGUUUCGAAGGCGUAGACUUCAUACCCUUCGGCGGAGCACCAUGCACAGGAAACGACACCACGCAUCUACCCAACCAUUUCUGUCCUGGUGGAAUCCGAACACAGGUCACCUUCCCAACCUGUUGGGAUGGUAAAAACCUCGAUUCGCCAGAUCAUCAAAGUCACGUCGCUUACGCGACGAUUCCCUUUGAACCCUACGCGGAUCCUGUGGUUACGCGUCCGUAUACUGUAGAGCAGGAGAGAGGGAAGUGUCCUGAGGGUUUCCCGGUUAGGUUGCCGCAGUUGAUGUAUGAGGUUAUGUGGGAUACGGCGCGGUUUAAUAGUAAGGAGCUUUGGAGUGAGGAUGGGAGUCAGCCUUUUGUUUAUGCGAUGGGGGAUGCGUGAGUUUGAGAUUCAUCCCCUAGUAAAGUGAAGUUGGGGUGAGAAAUUGAGUAAACUGACGAGAUGGUUUAGUACUGGGCAUGGUCAGCAUGGUGACUAUAUGUUUGGUUGGAAAGGAGAUUCUUUGCAACGUGCUAUGGAUGCUCGUUGUGCGGGUGAAAGAUGUGACGGGGUUCUUCUUCGGCAAUCGGAUGAAGACGCUAUGAAGUGUACUAUUGAGCAGACUAUGAAGGAGGAUGUUGAGGGUGAUAAUUGUGAGUUAUACCUCCCCGGCUUGGCAUACAAAUUUUGGAGAAUUCAUAAUGAUUCGAGAUAUUCAGGGCUUGAGAGUAUUCCAGGAGGUGUUGUUAUCAGCUGAUAUUUGUUUUUUUUUGGAAGGUUGAAUAUCUAGGGGUGUGGAUGUAGGUAGAUCCUGUACGAGUAAUCUUGCAUAAUCGACGAUCUGAACAUG
Molecule: messenger RNA, 1512 nt
Organism: Hymenoscyphus albidus
Lineage: Eukaryota; Fungi; Ascomycota; Leotiomycetes; Helotiales; Helotiaceae
Source: the annotation of a GenBank genome assembly